AUGGCAGAGUCGUCUAUAGAUGUGGAGGCCCCACGUAUCCACAUUGUCAAGAAGUCAAUGUGGCAGUCUAUCUUUGAUAACCCCAAAGUCCUAUUCAUCGCGUUCUUUGCCUCAUUCGGUGGUUUCGAAUAUGGAUACCAGCAGGGUGUCCUCGGGCAGUCCUUGGUGAUGAGUCGCUUUGUUGAAAACUUCCCGACUGUCGUCGCAUCUUCAACCGCAACAGGUUGGUUGACCUCUGUUCUCCAGCUAGGAGGUAUUGUCGGAUCCCUCACAGCCGGAAUCCUGGGCGAGAUCAUCUCCCGCAAGUACACCAUGUUUAUCGCCUGUUGCUGGGUUAUCCUAGGAAGUUACUUGUACGUCGGUGCGACCGCUGGAAACCCCUCUCUUCUGUAUGCUGGUCGCUUCUUCACUGGCCUUGGCGUGGGCUUGUUUAGUGGCGUCGGCCCACUGUACAAUGCCGAGCUGGCAGCCCCAGAGAUGCGUGGACUGUUGGUUUCUUUCUAUCAGUUUGCCACGAUCCUGGGAAUCAUGAUCUCCUUCUGGGUUGGAUAUGGCAGUAACAAUAUCGGCGGGACGGGUGCGACACAGUCCGACUUGGCAUGGCGUCUGCCGUCUAUUAUCCAGGGUAUUCCCGCCGUAUGUCUGGCGUGUGGGAUCUGGUUUAUGCCAUUUUCGCCUCGCUGGCUGGUAAAGAAGGGUCGUGAUGAAGAGGCACAGACUACGCUAGCAUGGAUGCGAAAAGUGCCGGUUGAGCACGAGCUGGUUCAGGUUGAGUAUUUGGAGAUUAAGGCCGAGGCCGUCUUUGAGGAGCGCGCAUUUGCCAAGGCAUUCCCCAAACUGGCAGAGCAUGAGAGAAAGAGUGUGCUUAUGAAUCAGAUUGCGCAGUAUGCCAAUUGCUUCCGCACGAUGGACAAUUUCAAGCGCGUGACGACUGCGUGGUUGAUCAUGUUCUUCCAACAGUGGAGUGGUAUUGAUGCCAUCAUUUACUACGCCUCAAAUGUCUUUGUCAGCCUUGGUUUGACUGGUGGUACAAUUGCUCUUCUCGCGACUGGCGUGACCGGCGUGGUGUUCAUUGUCAGCACGAUUCCUGGAAUGCUUGUCAUCGACAAAAUUGGCCGCAAGCCCAUGCUUCUCGGUGGAUCGGCAGUUAUGUUCUGCAGCAUGGUCAUUGUUGGAGUGAUCGUGGCAAAAUUCCAGCACGACUGGCCAUCGCAUGUGGCAGCUGGUUGGACUGCUGUUGCUCUCAUCUGGCUGUAUAUUGCAGGAUUCGGUGCUACCUGGGGUCCCGUGUCCUGGACUCUGGUAUCGGAGAUCUUCCCCCUCUCUAUCCGCGCCAAAGGCGCCUCGAUUGGCGCUUCAAGUAACUGGAUCAACAACUUUGCCAUCGCCUUUUUCGUCCCGCCAAUGUUGCAGGCUUGGGAGUGGGGCACUUAUAUCUUCUUCGCGGCAUUCCUGGCGGUUGGUAUUGCUUGGGUUUGGUUCUACUUGCCGGAGACCAAGGGGACAUCUCUGGAAGAGAUGGACCGUGUUUUCAAGAGUAACACCGGCGAGCGGGAUGCUGAGCUGAUGCGUGAGGCGCAGCGGGAUGUUGGGCUGACUGAUUUCUUGGAACGCAUGGGUGCUGCGACGGGACGGGACCUGGAGAAGAAUGGACCUCAGUAUAUUGAGAGUCUGUAG
This is a messenger RNA of Penicillium odoratum, 1677 nucleotides long. Its product is annotated as sugar porter family MFS transporter. The transcript is spliced from 5 exons. Gene Ontology annotation, molecular function: carbohydrate:proton symporter activity. Gene Ontology annotation, cellular component: membrane. Gene Ontology annotation, biological process: transmembrane transport; carbohydrate transport. The record is from RefSeq and is a predicted model, not a curated record. The coding region runs from base 1 to 1677 and encodes 558 amino acids. NCBI's taxonomy places the organism in Eukaryota, Fungi, Ascomycota, Eurotiomycetes, Eurotiales, Aspergillaceae.